Messenger RNA from Oxyura jamaicensis (ruddy duck), 5016 nucleotides. It is a transcript of the gene ADGRG4, whose product is annotated as adhesion G protein-coupled receptor G4. NCBI's taxonomy places the organism in Eukaryota, Metazoa, Chordata, Aves, Anseriformes, Anatidae. Gene Ontology annotation, molecular function: G protein-coupled receptor activity. Gene Ontology annotation, biological process: cell surface receptor signaling pathway; adenylate cyclase-activating G protein-coupled receptor signaling pathway. The transcript has 25 exons. The coding region runs from base 239 to 3589 and encodes 1116 amino acids. Gene Ontology annotation, cellular component: membrane. The record is from RefSeq and is a predicted model, not a curated record.
GGCAGCGUUCAGAGGUCAGCCCCAGUCAGCUGCUGCCCUGUGAAAAAAAACCAUCCAGCACGGUGCUGAGCUGCUUCUUCAUGCACACCAGAGCCCCAUUGCCAGCACAGUGGACCCACAGUGGACACAAUGUGGUCCAGGAAUGAACACUGGCUCAACUGACAGAAGAAGCAGUGUGGAGGACUUGGUAAAAAUCUACCUUAAUUUCUGUGCUACGCAGGGAGAACAUGCCUAAAUAAUGAAGAUGUUCAUGUGUAGACCUGGACGGCCCCCUUCUGACAAGGCUUUUUGCAUCUUGAUGGUAGCUGCUGGAUUUUUCCUUCUUGCAGAAACACGUUCUCUGCGUGAUGAAAGACUGGAUUUACUGGGAAGGAAUAAGUACGCGUCUCUGAUCAACUACAGCAUUCCUGAGCUAUGUCAGUUCACUGUGUGCAUUGAUCUAAACCGGACUGCUAACACAAGCUCUUGGGCAGCAUUUUCCUAUGAUACUAGCAGCACAGUCACUGACAUAAAUGACUUAGAGCUUGGUCUCUCUGGAGAAAACAAGCAGUUGAGAGUAUAUCUUUUUGGCACCAGUCGAAACAUUGGUGUUGAUUUAGCCCUUUGCACAUGGUAUAGCAUGUGCUUCUUAUGGGACAACAGAAAACAACUGCUGGAGGUCUACUGUAAUGGUAAUCUCAUACAUAAUGAAACCAUAGACAGCACUGAGUGCCUGAAACCCAAUGGAAGCCUGGUGCUGGGUCAACUGUAUAAAAGAAAGGAUGGAUUUACUGUACGAGAAAGCAACAGCUUCAUUGGCAGCUUGUACUACUUCCAAAUGUGGGACACUGUGAUGCAUCAGGAAAAGUUACUGGACUGUGCUGAGGGCAAUAUUGUCAGCUGGAAGGAAGAGUACUGGGACUUCCCCAUCCAUCCAAUUGCUGACCAGCGCCUGCGCUGUGCUGCCUCAGGUGAAGCAUCAUCAACCAUGGCUCCUACGUUGCCACUGUUAUCUCCGACCAAUAGUGCCAAUGUUACCAUUGCAUUCAGCUUCUAUAAUGUUGACAUGAACUUUUCUCUUUUCUACAAAACUGAGAGAGCUCCCGAUUACUAUGAUGCAAGGAAGCUUAUAGAAAACUGGUUUAAUAUCAUAUUCACUGGAGGAGAAUUUGUUGUGACAAACUUUAAAGUCAGGGCUAAUUCUCCACAAAGCAGUGUCUAUAAGAUGACCCAAGUAACGCAGAUGUCACAAAGCUAUGUCUGUAAGGCCAUAAUAAAGACCACAUCACUUGAAACACAAGAAGUGCUGAUUCUCAAGAUAAAGCUGUUAUUGAACGACACUUACGAAGAUGGACUGUUAUCAUUAUAUGUGAAACCUGAAGAUGUGGCUGUCAGACCAAUAGUACUAAUGGACUGUCCAGAGAGCUUUUCACAGACAAAAUACAAGGGUAGUUAUUACUGGCCACUAACAAGUCCAGCUACCAAAGCUGAGGUCAACUGCAGCAAAAACCCUCUGGAGUCAGCUCAAAGGAGUUGUGGAAUUAACAUUGAUCUUGAGCAAGCUUUUUGGGAAAAACCCAAUAUGACUGAAUGUAGAUUACUGGAGGAACUUCCAAAUAAUAUUUUAGAUCUUCACAAUAUCACCAUAACAGACGAGAAUGCACAAGAUGUUAUACAGCAUAUUUUAGAUCUCUUGCUGGAUGCAACACUGGAUAUGAAAGAAUUAGAAAUCAUUGCAAAUAAAAUUUCUGAUGUUGUGAAUUUAGAAGAUAUAAGUGUGACACUUGCAGAGGAUAUAUUGACUAUAUUGAACUAUAUUUUACUUCAAGAGAUGGAAGAUCAGAACAUUAGAAAAAUGACCAAUAUUAUCCUGGAGACAACUGAGAAGAUAGGCUAUAAGAUGGCUUACACAGAAAGAAACGCAUCAGUCGUAACCACGUCUUUGGCUUUGCUGGUGAUGCGUCCAGAUCCCAGUGUAUUUGAAGGACUGGCCUUUGGUAUCACCUCAUAUGACCAAGGAGUGGAUCUCAAGAUCAAUGUUCAAGAAAACUCCUUCAAAAAGGCCUUGGCCUCAGUGUUUUUGCCAAAAUCACUGAAGACGUUCUUAGGGGACAAGUACUCCGACCCAGAAAAGCAUCCAAAAAUCCAGUUUAAUUUUUUUGGCACGACUUCACUUUUUGUGGAUGACAGUUUACAAAAGGAGAGGCUGAACACUUAUGUUGUGAGUGCCAGCAUUGAAAAUUCACUGAUUCAGAACCUUAAUGAACCUGUGAAUAUAACUCUUCAGCACCUAGACCAAAAUACGGGUAAUGCAGCAGUGCACUGCGCCUUUUGGGAUUUUCAGAAGAACAAUGGACUGGGUGGUUGGAAUACAUCAGGGUGUGAAAUGGAAUAUACAGAUAUGAAUUACACAAUCUGUUUUUGUAACCAUCUUACCCAUUUUGGAGUCUUGCUGGACUUGUCCCGGACAGAGAUAGAUACCAAAAAUGAUCGUGUAUUAACUCUGAUAAGCUAUGCAGGAUGUGGUGCUUCUUCCCUUUUUUUGGGUAUAACGCUGGUGACAUAUCUAGCCUUUGAAAAGCUGCGGAGGGACAAUCCUGCAAAAAUUCUGCUAAAUCUUUGUGCCACACUGCUGAUGUUGAACUUGGUCUUCCUGGUCAAUCCCUGGCUGUCCUCACUCAACCAGCCAGGUCUCUGUAUCACCGUAGCUGCGCUCCUUCACUAUUUCCUGCUUGCAGCUUUCACAUGGAUGUGCCUGGAGUCUGUUCACUUUUACUUGUCUCUUGUUAAAGUUUUCAAUAUUUACAUCCCAAAAUACAUCCUAAAAUGCUGCAUUGCUGGAUGGGGAAUACCAGCUAUUGUAAUUAUUACUGUACUCAUUAUAAAUAAAGAAUUCUAUGGCGGUGGAUCACAGUCUGAGAACAAUCCGUUCAGCAAUUUUUGCUGGAUUCAAGAUAAUACAGUGUUUUACAUCUCCGUUGUGGCCUAUAUCUUCUUAGCAUUUUUGAUGAAUACAGCCAUGUUCAUCACAGUUCUCCUUCAAGUCCACUCUGUGAAAUCAAGGACACAAAAGAGACACAGAUUCUGGAAGCAGGUUUUUCUCCAGGAUGUCAAAAGUGCCUUCAGUUUGAUGUUCCUUUUGGGCUUAACUUGGGGCUUUGCUUUUUUUGCCUGGGGAGCAGUAAGAAUAUUUUUCUUGUAUCUCUUCAGCAUUUUUAACAGCUUGCAAGGAUUCUUUAUUUUUGUGUUUCAUUGCCUAAUGAAGGAUGAUGUAAUGAAGCAGUGCCAGGUGCACUUUUGUUGGAGAUUUAAUCAGAAGAAUUAUUCUGACUGGAGUGGAUCAAGUGCAUCUACACCAAGGAAUUUAAACCACCGACACCCUUCCCCAGCUUUGUGGAAUCUAAAUUCCAAAGGAACAAGCUCAACUUUGAGUGGCUCAGAUUUCUUCUCUAGGACUUCUCCGGAUAUGAGUUUUAGGAUAGCUGAAGUUCAUUACAACCCAACUGCUAUAACUCCAGAAGAUGAUAAGGCCAAGCAUCCUUAUUCACAAAGAAUAUCAUCCAUGGAUAAAAAGCUCCACUAUCCACAGACAGCAAGAUUUUUUCAUUGAUACUGAAUUCGUUUUCUUCUGAUUCUCUAAUGAUGUUGUUUUUUUGUGGCAUGUAGAAAUAAACAUUGAUCUAAAUAAUUACUUUUAGUGUACAAUUAUCACUCUGCACACAGUUACAGAGCUAAACCCUCCCAUGAUUCAACUAUCUAGGCUUCAGUGGCAGGACACUACUGACCACUUAAGAAUAUGGUCCCCCUGUGUUUCUUAGAUUAGCUGUCAUAUUAAACAGUGACUGGAAACUUUCUCUUCCUUGUCAUUUCACUUCUCACAGUCUGUCCUCAGUCUUAUUUUUGAGCCUGUUAGCUGGCUAUCUCUGGCAUAGGUGUCUAGGUUCCUCAGUGACCAUCUUUCCUUGCUUUUUUAAAAUGGACUCUGACCAACUUACACAAAUUGGACUCAGCUUUCCAAGAUGUUCCUGUCAAUUGUAUGUUUUUGUUUUCAGAUGUAUUGGCACUCCUGCCGUAGAUUUAGAACUCUAAAGAGGAGUCUAUCACUUAAAUGUUGGAAAACAUUGCCCAGUACCCUAAAAUGGAAUGUAAAAUCAAGAAAAAUUGAAAUUCCAACCUGUAAUGGAUAUCCACAUGUAUGAUGAAUGUAUCUGAUUACAUCUCUUGGAAAAAAAAAAAAAAAAAAAAAAAAAAAAAGCAGAUAAAAUCCUAUCAUUUUAGAAUUUUGGAGGUGGCAAUUAAGAAGUUUGCCCUUUACUAAUACUCUGAAUACAGCAGGAAGAAAAGUCCAUGUCAUAACAUCACAACAGGAGAGCAUUACAGGUUGGAAUGAAACUGCUUGCCAUUUGCUGCCAGUAUCAGCAACCACUUCUGCCCUUUGUUUGUGACCUGACUGCAGCUCACACUCAAUGUCUGCAGCAGUCUCUUGAAUAACUGCAGCAAGAGUUGGAUCAGAUUUGUGGUUGUAAAAGAGGGAAUUUGAUCAGAGUAGUGGUAAGAAGAAAUGUACCAUCCUGACUACUGGGAGACAUAGCUUUCCUCUCUUACUGAAGAAGGUCUUUAAUUUCAACAAGUGUGCUUGAAUCAGUAACUUGCCUGCUUAACCAAAUGCUAGUUUCAAUUCUGAAUGCCCUUCUCUGUAUCAUUCAAGUAAAGAUUUUUUGGAUGAUUGCUAAUAUAGUAAAAUACUAACUGGUACCAAUGGCAGAGAAGAAAAAAAAAUAAUGGAAUGUUGUCUUAGAGCUGGUAUGUACGACAGCAAAUACAAAAGGUUCUUUCAUUCUGUGAAUAACUCCCACACAGCAAUUAGUGGAAAAGAUGAAUAUUUCAAUGUACAGUAGCUACAGCCAGCCUACUUGAAAUUAGACAGACCACCUUCAGAUCCUUGGCUUUCUGGGAGAAAUGUUAGCAGUAAAAACAGCCAAGCAAGUUCCACCUAGUACCCACUUGUUUGUAACAUGAAAUUGCUUUUAAUGAGGA